This is a messenger RNA of Diceros bicornis minor, 9670 nucleotides long. It is a transcript of the gene PRDM2, whose product is annotated as PR/SET domain 2. The record is from RefSeq and is a predicted model, not a curated record. Gene Ontology annotation, molecular function: DNA-binding transcription factor activity, RNA polymerase II-specific; histone methyltransferase activity; protein binding. Gene Ontology annotation, cellular component: nucleus. Gene Ontology annotation, biological process: regulation of transcription by RNA polymerase II. The transcript is spliced from 9 exons. Bases 82 to 5238 code for a protein of 1718 amino acids. NCBI's taxonomy places the organism in Eukaryota, Metazoa, Chordata, Mammalia, Perissodactyla, Rhinocerotidae.
GGCGCGGCGGGCGCAGGGCUCAUGUAAUCAAAGAAGUUUCUUUGUUGUGUGUAUCUUUUCAGAACACAACAGGAAUUGAAAAUGAAUCAGAACGCUCCUGAGCCUGUAGCAGUUGCCGAGACCCUGGCCGAGGUACCUGACCAUGUACUUCGAGGACUUCCAGAGGAAGUGAGGCUUUUCCCAUCUGCUGUGGACAAGACUCGGAUUGGUGUCUGGGCCACUAAACCAAUUUUAAAAGGCAAAAAGUUUGGGCCAUUUGUUGGUGAUAAGAAAAAGAGAUCUCAAGUUAAGAAUAAUGUAUACAUGUGGGAGGUAUAUUACCCAAAUUUGGGAUGGAUGUGUAUUGAUGCCACCGACCCAGAGAAGGGGAACUGGCUGCGAUAUGUGAAUUGGGCUUGUUCAGGAGAGGAGCAAAAUUUAUUUCCGCUGGAAAUCAACAGGGCCAUUUACUAUAAAACUUUAAAGCCAAUCGCGCCGGGCGAGGAGCUCCUGGUCUGGUACAAUGGGGAAGACAACCCCGAGAUAGCAGCUGCGAUUGAGGAAGAGCGAGCCAGCGCCCGGAGCAAGCGGAGCUCCCCGAAAAGCAGGAAAGGGAAGAAAAAAUCCCAGGAAAAUAAAAACAAAACAAACAAAAUUGAAGACAUACUGCUGAAGACAAGUGAGCCAGAUUUCACCUCUGCAAAUAUGAGAGAUUCUGCGGAAGGUCCCAAAGAAGAGGACGAGAAGCCUUCUGCCUCAGCAGCUGAGCAGACAGCCGUUCUUCAGGAGAUGGUUAGUCAAGAUGUGCUUCCAGAACUAGUAGUCCCUCCCCCUGCCUGCGAACCACAGACAGAACCAGACGAGAAGCUAGAAGCAACAAAUUGUGAGGUGAAUGAUUUGGAGGAAGAGGAGGAGGAAGAAGAAGACGAAGAUGAUGAGUUGGAAGAAGAGGGGGAAGAGGAAGCUGACACGCCAAAUGAAAGUUCUGUGAAAGAGCCAGAAAUACGGUGUGAUGAGAAGCUAGAAGAUUUAUUAGAAGAACCAAAGAGUAUUUCAAAAGAAACUCUUGAAGACUCUCCAGAGGUAACAUCUGUUAUCAGAAUUCCCAAAACGAAAGAAGAAGCCAAUGGUGAUGUAUUUGAAGCAUUUAUGUUUCCAUGUCAGCAUUGUGAAAGGAAAUUUACAACCAAACAGGGGCUUGAACGUCACAUGCAUAUCCAUAUAUCUACAGUCAAUCAUGCUUUCAAAUGCAAGUACUGUGGGAAAGCAUUUGGCACACAGAUUAACAGGAGGAGGCAUGAGCGUCGCCAUGAGGCAGGGUUAAAGCGAAAACCCAGCCUAACACUACAGCCAUCAGAAGACCCAGCUGAUGGCAAAGGAUCUGGAGACAGUGUUCCUCCAAAAGAUGACUCCAGUCCUCCCAGUCUUGGGCAAGACUGUCUGAUCUUGAAUUCAGAGAAAGCUUCCCAAGAAACAGUAAAUUCUUCUGUUGUAGAAGAGAAUGGAGAAGUUAAAGAGCUUCAUCCAUGCAAAUAUUGUAAAAAGGUUUUUGGAACUCAUACUAAUAUGAGACGGCAUCAGCGUAGAGUUCAUGAACGUCAUCUGAUUCCCAAAGGUGUACGGCGAAAAGGAGGCCUCCUCGAAGAGCCACAACCUCCAGCAGAGCAGGCCCAGCCCACCGAGAGUGUCUAUGUACCAAGCACAGAACCGGAGGAGGAAGGGGAGGCAGAUGACGUGUACAUCAUGGAUAUUUCUAGCAAUAUCUCUGAAAACUUAAAUUACUAUAUUGAUGGUAAAAUUCAGACCAGCAGCAGCACUAGUAACUGUGACGUGAUUGAGAUGGAAUCCAGUUCGGCAGACUUGUAUGGUAUAAAUUGUCUGCUUACUCCAGUUACGGUGGAAAUUACCCAAAAUAUAAAGACCACACAGGUCCCCAUAACAGAUGAUCUUCCUAAAGAGCCUUCCAGCAGCACAAACAGUGAGUCCAAGAAACGGAGAACUGCUAGUCCUCCUGUGUUACCCAAAAUUAAGGCUGAAACCGAGUCUGAUCCUGUAGCAGCCUCGUGUUCCUUAAGUCUGCCUCUUAGCAUAGCAACUACAGAGGCAGUACCUUUCCACAAAGAGAAGAGUGUGUAUUUGUCAUCGAAGCUCAAACAGCUUCUGCAAACCCAGGGUAAACUAACUCCUGCAGGAAUUCCAGCAACUGAAAUACCUAAGUUAGGUCCUGUUUGUGUGUCUGCUCCUGCUUCAGUGCUGCCUGUGCCCUCGAGUAGGUUUAAGCGGCGGACCAGCUCUCCUCCCAGCUCUCCACAACACAGUCCUGCCCUUCGAGACUUUGGAAAGCCAAGCGAUGGUAAAGCCGUGUGGUCUGACGUAGUUCUAAGUUCCAAAAAACCCAAAUUAGAAAGUCAUAACAACUCACCAGCGUGGAGUUUGUCUGGGAGAGAUGAGAGAGAAACCGUGAGUCCGCCAUGCUUUGAUGACUAUAAAGUAUCUAAAGAGUGGGCACCCAGUUCUACUUUUAGUAAUGUAUGCAACCAGCAGCCACUGGAUUUAUCCAGUGGUGUAAAACAGAAGGCUGAGGGUGCAGGCAAGACUCUGGUCCAGUGGGAAUCUGUAUUAGAUCUCAGUGUGCAUAAAAAGCCUUGUAGUGACUCUGAAGGCAAGGAAUUCAAAGAAAAUCAUUUGGUCCACCCAGCCUGCAGUGCUGUGAAGAAAAAGAAACCAACCACCUGCAUGUUACAGAAGGUUCUUCUCAAUGAGUACAAUGGCAUCGAUUUACCUAUAGAAAAUACUCCAGAUGUGACCAGGAGCCCGAGUCCUUGCAAAUCCUUAGAUCCCCAGCCAGAUCCUGACCUGGGUCCUGACUCUAGUUUAUCUGCUUCUGCUGUCGAGUCCCUACCUGAUGUUUCUCCUUCAUCACCUGCCCGACAGACAUCUUCCCUUUCUUCCGGGCAGCUGCCUCCUCUCUUGAUCCCGACAAAUCCCUCCUCUCCUCCGCCCUGUCCUCCUGUGUUAACUGUCGCCACCCCACCCCCUCCCCUCCUUCCUACUGUACCUCUGCCAGCCCCCUCCUCUGGUGCAUCUGCUCGUCCAUGCCCCUCUCCACUCUCGAAUGCCGCUGCGCAGUCCCCACUUCCAAUCCUUUCCCCUACAGUGUCUCCCUCACCAUCUCCCAUUCCUUCCGUGGAGCCUCUUAUGUCUGCUGCUUCACCUGGGCCUCCAACACUCUCUUCCUCUUCUUCCUCCUCCUCUUCUUCAUCUUCAUUCUCUUCUUCAUCUUCCUCCUCUUCCCCUUCGCCACCUCCUCUCUCAGCAGUAUCAUCCGUUGUUUCCUCUGGGGAUAAUCUGGAAGCUUCUCUCCCCAUGAUAGCUUUCAAACAGGAGGAAUUAGAGAAUGAAGAUCUGAAACCCAGGGAAGAGCCCCAGUCUGCAGUUGAACAGGACAUUGUUCAGGAAACAUUCAACAAAAACUUUGUCUGCAAUGUCUGUGAAUCACCUUUUCUUUCCAUUAAAGAUCUAACCAAACAUUUAUCUAUUCAUGCUGAAGAAUGGCCCUUCAAAUGUGAAUUCUGUGUGCAACUUUUUAAGGCUAAAACUGAUUUGUCAGAACAUCGCUUUUUGCUUCAUGGAGUUGGGAAUAUCUUUGUGUGUUCAGUUUGUAAAAAAGAAUUUGCUUUUUUGUGCAAUUUGCAGCAGCACCAGCGAGAUCUCCAUCCAGAUAAAGUGUGCACACACCAUGAGUUUGAAAGUGGCACUCUGAGGCCCCAGAACUUUACAGAUCCCAGCAAGGCCCAUAUAGAGCAUAUGCAGAGUUUGCCAGAAGAUCCUUUAGAAACAUCUAGAGAAGAGGAGGAGUUAAACGAUUCCUCUGAAGAGCUUUACACAACCAUAAAAAUAAUGGCUUCUGGAAUAAAGACGAAAGAUCCAGAUGUUCGAUUGGGUCUCAAUCAACAUUACCCGAGCUUUAAACCACCUCCAUUUCAGUACCAUCACCGAAAUCCCAUGGGUAUCGGUGUGACGGCCACAAAUUUCACUACACACAAUAUUCCGCAGACGUUUACUACUGCCAUUCGCUGCACAAAGUGUGGAAAAGGUGUUGACAACAUGCCUGAGUUACACAAACAUAUCCUGGCCUGUGCUUCUGCUAGUGACAAGAAGAGGUAUACCCCUAAGAAAAAUCCAGUACCGUUGAAACAAACUGUGCAACCCAAAAAUGGUGUGGUGGUUUUAGAUAACUCUGGGAAAAAUGCCUUCAGACGAAUGGGACAGCCCAAAAGACUGAACUUCAGUGUUGAGCUCAGCAAAAUGUCAUCGAAUAAGCUCAAAUUAAGUGCAUUGAAGAAAAAAAAUCAGCUUGUCCAGAAAGCAAUCCUUCAGAAAAACAAAUCUGCAAAGCAGAAGGCCGACUUAAAAAACGCUUCUGAGUCCUCCUCACACAUCUGCCCGUACUGUAACAGAGAGUUCACGUACAUCGGAAGCCUGAAUAAACAUGCCGCUUUCAGCUGCCCCAAAAAACCUCUUUCUCCUUCAAAAAAAAAAGUUUCUCAUUCAUCCAAGAAAGGCGGACACUCAUCACCUGCGUGUAGUGACAGAAACAGCAGCAGCAGCCACCGCAGACGGACAGCGGAUGCAGAGAUUAAAAUGCAGAGCACGCAGGCGCCCCUGGGUAAAACCAGAGCCCGCAGCUCAGGCCCCACACAAGCCCCCCUGCCCUCCUCGGCCUUCAGAUCCAAGCAGAAUGUCAAAUUUGCAGCUUCGGCGAAGUCCAGAAAGCCAAGCUCCACUUUAAGGAACUCAAGCCCAAUAAGAAUGGCCAAAAUAACUCAUGUCGAGGGGAAAAAACCCAAGGCUGUGGCCAAGAAUCAUUCUGCUCAGCUCUCGAACAAGACUUCCCGGAACCUGCACGUGAGGGUACAGAAAAGCAAAGCUGUCUUAAAAAGCAAAUCCGCUUUGGCCAGUAAGAAAAGAACAGACCGGCUCAAUGUCAAAUCUAGGGAGCGGAGUGGGGGGCCGGUCACCCGAAGCUUCCAGCUGGCAGCUGCUGCCGACCCGAGUGAAAACAGGAGGGAGGACAGCAGUGGCAGGCAGGAGCUGAAGGACUUCAGGUGUAAGAUAAUAAAGAGGCCAGUUUCCCAAGGAGAAGAGGAGGAGAGAGCGCUUAGAGCCCUGCAGUGGGGCAUCCUCGGGGUUCUCUCAGGCACGGGUGGUAUCCAGGGCAGGUCGGCUUCAUUGGUCGGUGCCUUGGUUCCCCAGUGAUGGUGUGAGAGCUCCUCUUACAUCUGAGGUGAUUUUACAGCCUUGUUCUAUGUUCUCCCUAUGUUAAGAACUAUUCUUAGUGACAGAUAAAAACAUAGGGCAAUAGUUAAAUUUGUUACAUUGACUCCUCAAACUUUCUAAGUUACUUAAAUAGCCUGAGUUGAUGUGUGCUCUUGGAAUUCCUGCUCUUUCCUGAAUAAUGCCUACAGGUCAAUCUCAUGUGAAAUUAUUCAUUGUCAGAUAAAAUUUCUGCAGAAUUUUGAAAAAUCUUGUCCCUUCAGAGUGAGCUGCCUGACUCUAGGCUUUCUUGGCUAUACCUUUCAGUGUCUGAAAAUUCUUUGGUGUUUCAGGCCAACAGAAUUAGUGUUAAUGGGGAGCGACUGCCGUUCUGGAGGGGCCGUGAGAAGGGGAAGGUGCUGUUAUCACAGCACAGUUGCCGAGGUCGAGUUGUUUGUGCUGGUGCCUUAAGUCACGGCUACAGAAAGAUGUCGAGAAGAGCCAUGAGCUGAAGCUGAUGGGAAUGACUUACUGUAGGAUAAAGGAUCAGGUUUUUAGAAAGCUACUUCCUAAAUGUACUAAGUAAUCAGUUCCCGUAGAUCACAUUCAAUAUCUUGUCUCUGGCCACGGCACGUGCAUGUGUAGCAUUUGGGAAUUUAGCUCUGGUGAAAACAAGCACCUGUUUAUCAGCUGAUAAAGCUGCCUGCCUCUAGCAAUUUCGCUGUGUACCUGUUUGUACCCCGUCUGUGUUCUUGUAGUUCCACAACGACAGAAUAUUCUUAAACUGAGUCCUUUUCAAGCUUAAGAACCAGAAUAUGCCUCUUUUCACAGAUUGUACUAAAAAAUAUCUCCCAUGUGGUUGAUGCUUUAGAAUGCACUAGGUGUGUCCCGUUUUGUCUCCAGUACUGUCUGAAAGAAUCACUCAUUUUGUACUGAUCCCAUUUAUACAGUUUAAGGGUAAAGUCGAUAUGAAAAAUUCAAGUACUAUAAAGAAAAGUUCUCUGAGUAGCUAUAAAUUUAUGAAGUUCCUUCAGUUAGCCUCUUACUCAUCCAGUGCUUUUUGAAGAACCCUUAAGACCGCAGAGGACCAAAGUGCCUAUUAAGAGUAUGUCUCUUCUUUGCUCCAGUUAAUUUUAAUUAUUUUGCUUUGCGUGAUAGUUAACAGAGGGUUACAUUGCUGGAAUGAAAUUUGGCCUAAAAGGAAACACAGAAGAAUCAGAUAAGAAAACCUGGGUAUUGUUCUAAGUGGUAGAUGGUAGUAGCAGGUAUCCAGGGUGGCUGUUCUCCUUCGUACGAGUCACUGGAACUGUGCAGUGGACGCAUCUGAAGGAUGUGUGUCUUACACAGGGGUCCACUUACAAGUGACCAUAAAUUUGCGAAGUAUUUUUGGGAAUUAAAACACAAAUGUUCAACAAGAUAAUCAUGUUUUGAUUAUCUUAACACAAGAGUGGGCAUUUCUUCAGAGGGUUUGUUGUAGUCUUCUUGUACCUUGUAUUGAAUUUGGUGUAAAACCGGGAUUCCUGAACUCAGGCCUGCGGAAUGUGGUGGUUCAUCAGCGCCCAGCCCAGGGCUCUUAGAGAGUAGACCUGGUCCUUGGUACUUGUGUUUUAACUAUCGUCUUCUUUCGUUUUCAGUAUGUUGUUUCUACUUGUAAGUUUUAUUCAGGGCUGGCUUCAUGGCGCAUUUUUAGAAGUACUCACUUUUCACUCUCUUUUUAGUGAUUUUGCUUCACUUAGCCCACUACAUAGUCAAGGACUUACUGCAGAACUGGCAGCACCUCUUUUCCUGUGUAUUUCAUUAUAAGAAACUGUGAUUAAGAGCUAGUCCCCAACACUCAGACAUUUUACAUUUGAAUGCCAGUUUAGAAUUCCACAGAUUUUCAAGUAUAUCCUUGCAGUCAGCCAUGUGAAUGAAGUCAUACUUUUCCAUUUAACACUGAGGGCUCAGCAGAAUUUGCCAGUUGGUCAUUUCCUGGAGAACAAGCCAUUGUGCCAAUCUGGGUAUAAAAAAGACAUGUGCUCCAAAUCCUUUUCUUAGGACAAAGCAGCAAAGGACACCAGGCGUACCACCCAUCUUUAGAGUCUCCUGUUACAGCUCUUAAUCCAGUGACCCCUGUGUUGGGCUCACUGUCCACAGUUAGCCGUUGGAGCCUACCUGUGGCUUAUUGGUGGGACUGAAUUUAGAUCUGUGGCUGAGGGCUCGUUUCCUUGGACUAUAAGACAACAAGAGGGAAAGAGGUGCAUUCUCUGCUCUACUCUGAUCCAUCUUUGGUUAAUCCCAAGGUGUUUUUACAUUCUUUAAUGUUCCUUUUAGAGCAACUUCUUUUUUAAUACUGUGUUCCCAAUGUAGCCAGUAAAGAACACUUAAAGAUGGAGAAGCAAAAUGAAACGCCAGACCAAGUUUUCCCAUUUACCAUGAAUUGAUUAAAAAAAUAAAAUGAUGCUAAUUUCCACACAUCCGUCUCUGCCACACCACUCCAAAUAGACCUGCUUGUGGUUCCUCCCAGCACACGUCUUUUGAGUGGGAUACUCAAGUUUCUGCAUACCUUCAGAGUCAUUCUGUUGCUGUCUGAGCAUUUGUCACAUGGUCUACUCACCUUUUCUUUGACAUGGUCAAUUAUAUAAGGUUAUGUUAUGUUGUCAUUUAUCUUCAGUUUUCUUAUUUUCUAGGAACUUCCUGUAGAAAAGCCCCCCAAACAAAACAAACCUUAAUUAACUAAAUAAAGAUAUUGCAUGCUCAACUUAGGAUAAGCACUACGGCAAAGAAUACGAAAUCUACCAAGCUUGCAAGACCCAGUUGAAGCUGACUCAAAAAUGCUCCCACAGCCGAUUGCCAGCAGGCUUCUUGUGCUGGUUAGAGGCAGGCAUCCGCUUCUUCGCUGGUGCCCAUCACACGUGCUGGGCUCUCGGGUGAUUGGCUGUAGGAUGGGCUAGAUGAGCUGGCUCGUCGUCACGGGACUGUCGCUCAAAUCAGUGUGGCCCUGGUUUUUGGCACAUAGCAGAGAAAGGAAUAAUUUGAAGGUAACCUUGCAAAGCAAGUCCUCUGCUUUAUCAAUAGUUUGUUGUAGAUUUCAGGGAUGACAAAUGUGAUGCACUCAUUUUAAGACGUUUUGGUCACACACCAGCUCUUGAUGCCUUUCUUUUAAAUGAAUUGUAGAUAGAAAGAGAGGUAUUUAGCUUCUCUCUUAGCCUGUUUUUUUUAUCACAAGCAGAUUGCCAGCAUAAUGGAGAGGAAGCCAGAUUGGAUAUGGACUUUUUUUAUGCCUCUUCCAGUGUCAUGUUUAUAUAUCCAAAUGGACAGUAUCCUCUCAGAUUAUUAUCUGGCAGUAAUUUAUAACUAUUAUAUUAUCGAAGACUAUGUAGCAAUAUAUCAGUGCCCAGGAUGGAUCACAGGCCUGUAUAGAUGUGGGUCUACACGUGAGUAUAAAUGAAUUUACACACCAGCUUUUACACUGCAGUCCCUAAUAGAGAUUAAAAACAACACAUUGGCCCCUUCCUGAGUAUAUAAGUAUCAUUUCUCCGUGCGUUAUAUGCCUUCCCCCUAAUUAAUGACAGUUGGUGGAAAAUGGUUAGGUUCAUUCAUGUUGUUUUUUUGUUCUCAACUUUAAAAUAAUCUACCUCUUAAAAUCUGUAGUUUAAUACUUGUUUGGUGAAUUUGUGCCACUUUAACCCUUUCACUAUCAUUCCCAUUUUGUUACAUUUCUGUUACUGGGACUUUGUGUUGAAAUAUUGUGUAAAGCAUUUGUAGUAGUUUAAAAUAAAAUAUUUAAAAUUAUUUAAAUUGUUUUGGACGCUUCAAUUGUAUUAUAUGUGAUUUACAUUUUACAUUUUUGUUUGAGUUGUUAAUCUGGAGAGUGUACUUGUAUUGAAGUUUGCUGUUAGUUAUUUUAUUGUUUCUUGUUGGAGAGUGAUAUAAAAGACUAUUCUAAUGAAAACAUUAAAAUUUGCAAUUUGACUUACAAAAGGGGUUGUCCGUUGAUUUUAACCGAUGUAGCCUUGAGAGAGAGAGGUUCAUUAUUAUAGACAGACAAGUGAAGAGUGCUGUUUGCUGUUUCUCUCUCCCCUUCCAGCAUGAAAUAAACCAUUUGAGUUUGUCAGAUGUAUAAAAAAGUUUUUUUAUGCUCUUGCUAGCAAGCACUUAAUAACUAGGGGGAAUUCAAAUGAUUCAUUUUAUAUAAUUGUAACCAAUAAAAACACUUUCUAAAUGCUUGUGAAAGGACUGCAUUUUGUACAUCACUGGGAGCAGUUAAGGGAAGGAAAUGAAGGGGCACGUAGGACAAGUGUUCAGAGGCUGCACUCUCAUAGGUGCAGCGUGGAGAGGCCACCCAGACCUCUUUUCACUUGUUUCUGUUUGGCAUUAACUGAAUAUUUGUAAAUUCAAAUGGCUUAUACACCAUCUAGAGGGUAGACAGGCGGUGGGACGGACAGUGGUGCUA